Molecule: messenger RNA, 1245 nt
Organism: Fibroporia radiculosa
Lineage: Eukaryota; Fungi; Basidiomycota; Agaricomycetes; Polyporales; Fibroporiaceae
Exons: 3
Coding region: 1-1245 (414 amino acids)
Source: RefSeq, a predicted model, not a curated record
AUGACCGUGUUCAACAUUCGUCUCUCGCGAUUCGGCGGGUUUCUCAAGUUCACUUGCCAAGUCAUCUGGACGGUCAUUCUCAUCUUCGCCUCCUAUAUCUUCCGCCGUCCACUCUCUGGUCACGCACUCACCAUCGGACGUAUAUCUCCUAGCACCCUCACGUUGCAUGACGUGCGAUACUCAGGUGCGCUCUACGACCACACGUAUACAUAUACAUUCACGUCGCCAUCGAUUUCUGCCGCGUUUCAUCUCCCAAAUCAGAUUUAUCCCCGCUGGUUCACCUUCACCUCGAAGUCGAUCUUGUAUACUUCGAUGACGGCCGACAUAUCUGUGUCCAAACUUGACGUCACAUUUUGGGUCUUCCCUUACCUAUUCAAACGCACAGCAGGGCCAUGGCUCAAUGUAAUACUCGAUGAUUUCGUAAUUCGGGUGCACAAAAGUUCGGCGACGCCGUACUGGAUUCAGAGACUGCGUCAAAAUCUGGUGGCCGCCAUUCUAACUGGGGAGAUCUUUCGUCUUGAUCAUGGCUCGGCUAGGGUUCAAUUAGCGGGAAUUUCGGAGAAAGUGGAUAUCGGCGAACUCAAGAAGUGUCGAUCUGCAAACCAGCCCACCUCUUCUGACUAUUCGAACGACGGGUCUGACGCGGACGAUGGUGACGACGACACCCACGUUUCCAGCAAAUCUGGAUCAUCAAAUUGGGACGAUAGAGAGCGAGAGACAGAUUUUGGGAACGGCCACGCGAAGGGAGAGCCAUGCGUUAAGAUGCCACCGCGACGACCGCCGCCAUUCGAGGACAUGCACACGGACGAGUUGCGAGUGUCAGCAGUCGCGCAGCAGUUGCAUUUAUACAAUGCACAGGGGCGUGUGUACACCUUCCAGCGUGUAGACGCGCAGCUGCGACGAGACUGGGACACAGACCGAGGCAGUUUUGUCAUGAUCGCGGAGGACGGGCGCUGGGAGCGUGUUCCUUGGCCAUACCAGAGAGAAUUUACUCCGUGGUGGACGCAAUUUUUCACCUCUAUGGCUCAGUUUCCACUGGAUCUUUGGCACACGCUCUGUUUUCCGAUGUCCGCCGUAAAUUUAUACGUCCCGCGGGCGGAUAUUAUGUUCGACGAGUUUAGGAUACGGGAUGCAGCACUACUUGUGCAAUCAUUCACAAUUUUGCGCGAAAAGUCGAUUCGUCACGGAAUCAACUGGGGUGAUUUAUUUUUGGACGCUGCACUGCAGAUAUUUGUGUCUCCCUGA